AUGGCAUCCGCCAUGACGCAACAGCACCGGGGCCGCGCCAUUCUCCAGCUAGCAGCCGUGCUGCUCCUGGCCUCGCCGGCAGCAAUGCUGGCGGCCGCCGGCGCCUGCGAGAGCGCGACGUUCCCGGCGGGCAAGAGCUACACGACGUGCGCCGACCUCCCGGCCCUCGGCGCCACGCUGCACUGGACCUACGACGCGGCGGAUUCGUCGCUCUCUCUGGCCUUCACCGCCAAGCCGGCCGCAACCGGCGGCUGGGUGGCGUGGGGGAUCAACCCCACCGGCGACGGCAUGAAGGGCGCGCAGACGCUGAUUGCCUUCAAGCAGACCGGGGCCUACGUCGUGAACACGUACAACCUUACCGGGUACCGCCCGCUCGGCGCUGCGUCGACGCCCAUCGCGUACGAGGCCACCGAGCUCGCCGCCGACGACGGCGACAACGGAACGGUGCGGCUCUACGGCAAGCUGCAGCUGCCCAAGGGCAUGGUGACGGUGAACCACAUCUGGCAGGUGGGGUCGGCGGUGGCCAGCGACGCGCCGGCCAAGCACGCGUUCGGGCAGGAGAACCUGGACGCGAAGGGCAGCCUCUCGCUGACCGGCGCCGAUGCGCCGGAGGCCGCGCCGGCUCCGGUGGCCGGUGCCCCAUUGUCCGGUGAGUCUGGAGACAUGGAGACGCAGGCGGCGUCUUCGCCCGCGCCGUCCGGCGGGAAGCCGUCAUCGCCUUCGCCGUCGGCGGCAUUCACCGCGUACGCCUCGUCUCCGGUGCUGGUCGUGCUUCUGGCACUAGCGGGUUUCUUGGCGAUUGUAUGA
Molecule: messenger RNA, 807 nt
Organism: Lolium rigidum
Lineage: Eukaryota; Viridiplantae; Streptophyta; Magnoliopsida; Poales; Poaceae
Product: auxin-induced in root cultures protein 12-like
Exons: 1
Coding region: 1-807 (268 amino acids)
Source: RefSeq, a predicted model, not a curated record